AUGAUUCAAAUUCUUCCUAACGAAUUACAUAUUCAAAUUUUGACAUUUGUUGUUACCGAAACAAAUUUUGAGAAUUUUUGCGCAUUGAGAACUGUUUGCAAAAAAUGGAACACAUUUGUCCCUUUAGUAAUGCACGAAGCCGUUAUCUCUAAAUUAAAUUCUGGUUUAAACCUUGAAUUAACGGACUGGAACGAAACAAAAUGGUCUAAAAAAUUAUCACCAACUUAUGACGAUAAUACCAAGACUUUUACCUUUCUGUUUGAUAGUGCUGAUGCCACUAAAUCUCUCUAUGAUUAUGAGAAGCCUCAUGUACAAAAUUCCAGUUUUGUAGCGUUCGUAAAAAGGAGUGAAGAUGUAUCAAUUCCGCUUAAACUUGGAUAUAAAUUCGGUGAUUUAGCUUUUCCUGAAUUUGUAAAUAGUGAUAUAGAUAAGUAUGAAUUCGAUCAUCAAAGUAACGUGUGUUUCAAACGAGAGAUUAAGGUUGACGAAGAGGGUAAAGAUAUUAAUUGCAAAUCUGGUGAAACACAAAAUAAAUACAAAAAAAUUGCAAAAGAAGCAUUCUAUUAUCGUAACGAGUUAUUCCUUAAAGGAAAAUCCCAAAGAAGAAGAGAUCAAUUGAAAACUGUUUCAUUUGAUAAACCUUCUAUUC
This is a messenger RNA of Racocetra persica, 649 nucleotides long. Lineage: Eukaryota; Fungi; Glomeromycota; Glomeromycetes; Diversisporales; Gigasporaceae. The record is from the annotation of a GenBank genome assembly.